GGUGCCAGCUGGCGGAAGACACCACAGAAGAAGAAGCAGCAGCAGCAGCAGUGGCUACCAAGCUAAGCUAACGCACACAACAUUCACAAAUGUGCGAUUUGAGUCAAUAAUACUGCUCCGUACACUUCCGUCCGAGGAAUUUAUGAGCGGCUGCCGUGACGAGGGUCCGUUGUGUAGCCAAACCACUGUCAUCAGGAUAGCCGGUUUAUAUUUUUCGCUGACCCUCCACAGCGUCUGCACUCAUGUCUGAAAGAGGAAACGUGGAGGAGUGGGUUGAGACGACCGAGGAGGUCAUCGUAACCGAGGAGUGCCUGCCCUCUGACAACAGCUCCUCUGCAGAGCUUCCAGCAUUAGAGCCAGAGGAAACACCAAUUCAGAAGCUGUUGGACACCAUGGUGCAAGGAGGAGACUCCGAGUUUGAUGAUGGCUUUUAUUGUGAGGAGUGUCGGUCUCUGUUCCAAGACCAUAGUGACCCUAAUAGUAUGAAUGGUCCAUCCUUUAUACUUGACUCUCCUACUCCCAUGGGCGUUCCCCAGAGGGCCCUUCUCACUCUGCCCCAUGGUCUGAUGAUUGGCAGAUCGAGCAUUCCCAAUGCAGGGCUUGGGGUCAUAAACCAAGGGCCAACAGUGUCCCCUGGAGCUCAUUUUGGGCCCUAUGAGGGCGAAGUGACCACAAAGGAGAGCGCUCUAUCAAGUGAUUUUUCCUGGGAGAUUUACAAGGGAAAAGAUGAGUAUGAGUACAUUGAUGCUGCCAGAGAGUCACACUCAAACUGGAUGAGGUAUGUGAACUGUGCUCGAAAUGAAGACGAGAAGAAUUUGCUCGCAGUCCAGUACAAAGACAGUGUGCUUUUUCAUUGCUGUCGCACCAUAAACCCCGGAGACGAGCUCGUGGUGUGGCCCAGCAGCAAGCUCAUUGUCCGUCUUAGUGAAGCGUGGACCCAGAUCUGGUUUAUGAAGUUAACUCCAGCAGAGAGCAACACGGCUGUGAUGUCACAGAUAUUCCUCUGCUCUCACUGUCAGCUGUCCUUCACCACAGAGGCCUACCUACAGCGACAUACAGAGUACUUCCAUCUACAGCCUAAAGAAAACAGUACAACACCAGAGGUUGAAGCAGCUGAAUCUGAAAGCCCUUCUCCCAGCGCUGACACCGAGCACCCUGCGAACUCCCUGGUGGUGUUGACUGUCGACCCCUUAGAGACCAGAACAUGCUCUGAAUGUGGGAAGAUUUUUAAACACACCCAUCACCUCAAGAGGCACAAGCUUUGCGUCCACUCGAACAGGCGUCCCUACUGCUGUCCACAUUGCAGGCGAAGUUUUAGUCAGGCAUCUGGCUUUGUCAGACACCAGCUAGUUCACAAAAAGCAGGCAGCGACAAAAGACAACAUAGUGCCCGGUCAGAACAAAAUCCUGAGCAAGAAGAAAGAGAGCUCACCACCAAGGUCAGAACUGCCUAAUAUCGGGGAGCCAACUGUAGCUGACAAACUGCCUGAAACCAAAGAAACUGAUGUAAAUGAGCAACUAGCUGAAACUACAGAACAGACUGAACCUGACAAUUUUUCCUUUGGGGAGGCAGAAACUUCCCAGGAGUUGGAUGACGAAUCCAACACAUGCUCAGAAUGUGGUAAGAGCUUUACAAAUGGAUACCUUAAAAAGCAUAAAGCUAUUGUCCACGGCAAUUUACGCCCCUAUGUUUGCACUGUGUGUCGAAAGAGCUUUGGCCAGUACAGCGACCUGGCCAGGCACCUGAAAUGUCACCAACAGAAGAGGAGAGGAAGAGGAGGAGGAAGGGGAAGAGGUGAUGAGGCUGCGGAGGAAGCUACUACAAUCACCUUUUUCUGUGCUAACUGUUCAUUGACGUUUUCUUCUGAAGACACCCUUCAAGAGCACAUAAAUCUCCAUCACACGGAGGAAAGCCCCAAAGUGCCACCAGUGGAAAAUCAAGAGGACAGUCCAGUGCCUGCUGAUGGUGAUGAGGACCAUGAUCCAGACUUUGUUGCACAUCCCUCAAUUGCUAAAACAGCAAAAUCUAUCCAAACGCCUGUUUCUCAGAGACCACAGCGACUUGGAGCUAGGUCCAGAAUUUCUGCCAUAACCAAGCUUAUCGCUCCAAAACGAAGGGCAAGCCUCGGCAAGAAGACGUUAACAGACAGUGCUGCUCCAGCUCAGGAGACCUGUAGUGAGCCAGAGGGGCCUGAUGUCAGCGCUGCAGCGCCGAGAAACAGAGCAGGAAACUCGACAAAAUACAGCUGGUACAGCUGUAGUCGCUGUAAAAGAACAUACAGAAACCCAGAUGAUCUAAAAGCACACAAAUGCAUAGCAAAACCUCUCAAAUGUGCUCAUUGCGAGGCAACCUUUAAUAAAUCUGGUUUCCUGAAGAGGCAUGAAAGAAUGGUGCAUGUUGAGGCGAAAUCUUACAGCUGUGAUCGCUGUGGCAAGUUCUUCAGUAAGUCUGGCAACCUGAAACAGCACCAGAAGGCCAAAAGAUGUGAGAGGCAUCAUUGUGCUUCUGAGCUUUUCCCAUGUUCAUUUUGCCAGUUUUCCUUCACUAUGAAGAGCUACCUGCGCAAGCACAUCAGAAGACACCACGCCCAAGAGUACCUGUCACAGUCUGAGUCAGACAGCCAGGCGGACGUGCUGGGGGAGGAGGAAGAGGAUAAACCUCAUGUCUGCCCCCACUGUGGGAAGAGUUACGUAAGCACCAAACAUUUCAAAUCUCACACGUGCUUCCAGCAGGUGAGGAUUCUGUACUUAUGCACAGACUGCGGAAAGGGCUUCGCAAAUCACUACGGCCUCAAACAACAUCAGCGUAUUCACACCGGGGAGAAGCCAUACAGCUGUCCUCACUGCACAAAGAGCUUCUCCUACACCGGGCAGCUCAACGUGCACAUCAGAACUCACACUGGAGAGAAGCCGUACCUGUGCACCCACUGUGGCGAGAGUUUUCGGCAGUCAGGAGACCUGAAACGACACGAGAGGAAGCACACGGGGGUGAGGCCGUAUAACUGCCCGGACUGCUGCAAAAGCUUCAGCCGCCUGCAGAGUCUCAAAGCUCACCAGAUGCUUCACCUGGGCCAGAAAAUGUUCAAAUGUACCCAGUGUGGAAAGAGCUUUUCUCGGAACUAUCAUCUCAGGAGACAUCAUCAAAAGAUGCACUCGUAGCCAGAUCACACUUUUAGUGUCUUAUGGAAGUUGCAGACUUUAUAAAUUGUUGCCUGAAUCAUCUUAAUUGCACUAAGUUGUCAAAUUCAUAUACUUCAUGUGAUUUCCAAGGGCUGCAUAGAAUUAUUGAAUAUUCUCUCUCUAGCUGUGUAGCUCUUAUACUCUGUUAAAAGCAGUCAGUUAAUGUUCAGACUGGUGGAUUUUUAUGUUCAAAGGCUUUCUUUUGUCUGGUAAAGAGCUUUUCAUAAAACCGGUGGGGGAUAAAUUGACCUCAUCACUAAAUUCCUCUUCUGCAAUUAAGACAAAAACGUAAUAGAAAUGUAAUGGAACUUGCACUUAGACAGCUGUGCUAUUAAACAAAUCCAGAUGAUUUUGCUGAGCUUAUUGCAGCUUACGUUGUCUCCAGAUGCUAAAUAACAAAUAAAAACAGCAAUCUUGACCAUCA
Molecule: messenger RNA, 3603 nt
Organism: Myripristis murdjan (pinecone soldierfish)
Lineage: Eukaryota; Metazoa; Chordata; Actinopteri; Holocentriformes; Holocentridae
Gene: prdm9
Product: PR domain containing 9
Exons: 7
Coding region: 243-3158 (971 amino acids)
Biological process (GO): regulation of gene expression
Cellular component (GO): nucleus
Molecular function (GO): histone methyltransferase activity; protein binding
Source: RefSeq, a predicted model, not a curated record